This is a messenger RNA of Anolis sagrei ordinatus, 1874 nucleotides long. Its product is annotated as pantothenate kinase 3. The record is from RefSeq and is a predicted model, not a curated record. NCBI's taxonomy places the organism in Eukaryota, Metazoa, Chordata, Lepidosauria, Squamata, Anolidae. Gene Ontology annotation, molecular function: pantothenate kinase activity; ATP binding. Gene Ontology annotation, cellular component: cytosol; nucleus. Gene Ontology annotation, biological process: coenzyme A biosynthetic process.
GAAUGGCUGCGAAGCCGUGGCAGCCUCGCAAGGCGCUCUGGGGGUUGUAGUACUCCGAGUCUGAAGGAAGCGCUCGCCGGUUCCUUCCUUCCUCCUCCCUUCAUUCCCAUCUGCCACUGCACGAGUCCCGUGCUUGCCUGUCAGCCUGAAGGGGGGCUUUUGGAACCACCAAGAAGGAGAAGGGGAGGCAGCGGAGGGGCCCAAUUGAGGCCCCGGUUGAGGCCUACUUGGUUGGCGGCGCUGAGGAGAAAAGGAGGAGGAGAAAGGAGGUGGCAAGCAGGCGGGCGGUGCCGUGUGUGGGUGGGGCCGCCUCCACGGCCGGUCUCCGCCUUCUUGCCUUCCUUCCUUCCCUUUUCCUCAUUGCUUUCUGUCGGCCUUGAGCAGAGGCUGUGAGGAGAAGGGCCAGGAGAGGCGUCAAGGCCUUCUCCAUCGCCAAGGCCGCUUUCUCUCUGAGGAAGUUGUAGCGCCGCCUCUUCUUCUCUCCUCCAUCCUCUUCUCCACCUUCCUCCUCCUCUUCCAGGACACCAUCAAGGCCCAAACGUUGCCUCCUAAGAGACCACGGCUGUGUGGAGACAUGAAGAUCAAAGAUGCCAAGAAACCUUCUUUCCCCUGGUUUGGCAUGGACAUUGGGGGAACCCUAGUGAAACUUGCAUAUUUCGAACCUAUUGAUAUUACUGCAGAAGAAGAGCAGGAAGAGGUUGAAAGCCUGAAGAGUAUUCGCAAAUAUCUGACCUCCAAUGUAGCUUAUGGGUCCACUGGUAUUCGAGAUGUUCACCUUGAACUCAAGGACUUGAUACUCUUUGGCCGAAAGGGAAAUUUGCACUUUAUCCGAUUCCCAACCCACGAUUUGCCUACUUUUAUUCAAAUGGGAAGAAGUAAAAACUUCUCGACACUGCAUACGGUGCUGUGUGCCACUGGCGGUGGUGCCUAUAAGUUUGAAGAAGAUUUUCGCACAAUUGGAGAUCUCCAGCUGCACAAACUGGAUGAACUUGACUGCCUUGUCAAAGGCUUGUUGUAUAUAGAUUCUGUCAGUUUUAAUGGCCAAGCUGAGUGCUACUAUUUUGAAAAUGCAUCAGAACCUGAAAGAUGCCAAAAGAUGCCUUUUAAUUUGGAUGAUCCAUAUCCACUGUUGGUUGUAAAUAUUGGUUCGGGAGUCAGUAUUUUAGCUGUCCAUUCCAAAGACAACUAUAAGAGAGUCACUGGAACAAGUUUAGGUGGUGGGACCUUUCUUGGUUUGUGCAGUUUACUGACUGGAUGUGAAAGCUUUGAAGAAGCCCUGGAAAUGGCAUCCAAAGGGGAUAGCACCCACGCUGACAAGCUAGUCCGGGAUAUUUAUGGGGGUGACUAUGAACGGUUUGGUCUUCCAGGUUGGGCAGUGGCAUCUAGUUUUGGGAACAUGAUCUACAAGGAAAGACGGGAAUCAGUUAGUAAAGAGGACCUGGCUAGAGCAACAUUGGUUACUAUCACCAAUAACAUUGGAUCUAUAGCGCGCAUGUGUGCUGUAAAUGAGAAAAUAAACCGUGUCGUCUUUGUGGGUAACUUUUUACGUGUGAAUACAUUGUCAAUGAAGCUUUUGGCAUAUGCGUUGGAUUACUGGUCCAAAGGCCAGCUGAAGGCUUUGUUCCUAGAACACGAGGGCUACUUUGGCGCAGUUGGUGCCCUCCUUGGAUUGCCAAAUUUCAGCUGAAUCUCAAAGCAUCGCAAUACUGAACUAUUCCUUACCUUUUUGGCAUUAUUACAACACUGUUUUUAUAUCAACUGGAACCAAAGGGGAAAAGGGCCUCAGUCUUUCUAUACAUGUCUUUAACUGUAAAAAUGGUAAACUGUCUCAUUAAGACCCCAAGGGUGAAACCUGGGAGUUUCUGUAGGAAGCG